AUGGAAUCGGAGCUAAAGGAUUUGAAUUCGAAUCCACCUUCAAGCAAAGAAGAACGUCCUUUGUUGAAAUCAGAAUCCGAUGUUGCAGCAGCCAUUGAAGAGCUUGAUAAAAAGUUCGCACCUUACGCUAGAACGGAUUUGUAUGGAACAAUGGGUUUGGGUCCUUUUCCGGUGACGGAGAAGAUUAAAUUGGCGGUUGCGAUGGUGACUCUUGUUCCGGUUCGGUUUAUCCUGGCGAUGAGUAUCUUGCUUCUGUAUUACUUGAUUUGUAGGGUGUUUACGCUGUUUUCUGCUCCGUAUCGUGGAGCAGAGGAAGAAGAAGACGAAAGUGGAGUUGUUUUUCAGGAAGAUUAUGCUCAUAUGGGAGGUUGGAGAAGGACUGUUAUUGUGAGAUGUGGGAGGUUUCUCUCUAGGGUUUUGCUUUUCGUAUUUGGGUUUUAUUGGAUUCAUGAGAGCCGUCGAGAUUCAGCAAUGGAUUCCAAUUCAAAAACUACUUCUUCUGAGAUUGACCAGAAAGACGAAGCCGUUAAGGAGGAACCUGAAAGACCUGGAGUUAUUGUGUCUAAUCACGUUUCGUACGUUGACAUUUUGUAUCAUAUGUCUGCUUCUUUUCCAAGUUUUGUUGCCAAGAGAUCAGUGGGCAAACUCCCUCUUAUUGGCCUCAUCAGCAAAUGUCUUGGUUGCGUCUAUGUUCAACGAGAAGCAAAAUCGCCCGACUUCAAGGGUGUGUCUGGCACAGUUAAUGAGAGAGUUCGAGAAGCUCAUAGGAAUAAAUCUGCUCCAACUAUUAUGCUUUUUCCAGAAGGAACAACCACCAAUGGAGACUACUUACUUACAUUCAAGACAGGUGCAUUUUUGGCUGGAACUCCUGUUCUUCCGGUUAUCUUAAAAUAUCCAUACGAGCGUUUCAGCGCGGCAUGGGAUACAAUAUCCGGGGCACGCCACAUUAUUUUUCUUCUCUGUCAAUUCGUAAAUCACUUGGAGGUGAUACGGCUACCUGUAUACUACCCGUCACAAGAAGAGAAAGAUGAUCCCAAACUCUAUGCUAGCAAUGUUCGGAGAUUAAUGGCCACUGAGGGUAACUUGAUUCUAUCGGAUUUGGGACUUGGCGACAAAAGGAUAUAUCACGCGACUCUCAAUGGUAAUCUUAGUCAAAUCCGUGUUUUCCAUCAGAAAGAAGAAUGA
Arabis nemorensis is the source of this 1185-nucleotide messenger RNA. NCBI's taxonomy places the organism in Eukaryota, Viridiplantae, Streptophyta, Magnoliopsida, Brassicales, Brassicaceae. The record is from the annotation of a GenBank genome assembly.